GCUCAGCGUAAACCGUAGAACAUCAACACCUGGACUGCUAAGGAUAAUUUUAUAGUAACUUCUUGAUUUUCUACUAUUGCUGACUGGAUACAAUAAACUCUGUAAUGAGAUUGGAAUCAUGGCUCGCUCAAAGUUUUUUAGUCUCUCUCCUGUUCUUAAAGACAGGCUUUACUGCUGAAUUUGAGAUCAGUGUUCCUCGUGAGCCACAGCUUGCCAUCUUGGGUCAGUAUGUGGUCCUCGACUGCAGUUUUCCAGUGGGAAAGACCUGGGCCCUGGACAGUACUGUGAUUACAUGGCAGAGAGGCCUUGAGGUAAUACACAGCUUCUACUAUGGGCAGGACCAACUGGACAGACAGAGCCAUCACUAUUACAACAGAACCAGCCUGUACCACUCAGAGAUUGAGAGGGGUAAUGCCUCUCUUAGACUGGAACGUACCAACCUGGGGGACAGCGGACACUAUACCUGCUCUGUGAGCACAUUGCUGGGAAAUCAGAAGAAAACCUUCCAGCUGAAAUUAGCAGGUAUGCUUUCUUUUCUCAUACAUGGAACCUCAUUCUACCCUGAGCCACACCAGGACCUCACAGUGUCUCCUGAUAGUGUGGAUCUACUCCUGAUAUCAAAGGGAGGGUAUCCCCACCCCACAGUGCAGUGGCUGGAUGACAGACAUGAUGUCAUCAGUGACAUAGUUACAAACAUCUCAGUGGAUACAGUGGGACUAUACACUGUGUUCAGUAUACUGACCAUACAGAAACCAGUCAACACCACCUUCACCUUUGUCCUAGAAAACAAAGAUUUGGGACAGGAGAUCAGGAGGGAGAUCACACUUCGCUUAGGGGGUGAUGUUAUGUUACCUGUGGUCCCCAAGGAGAGAUGCCGGUGGAUGGUUUUCCUGCCUUUCAUUUUCCUGGUAAUAUUUGCAUUCCUGGUUUUAGUUUUAUUGCGGAAAAGCUCUACAAGAACAAACAAGAACAAUAAUAAAUAACAGUCAGAAAGGAAACCCAACCAUAUUACUAAAUGAGGAGAAGCUUUACCACCAUGAUACUCUUUAAUUUCAACAACCUUGAUGUCGCAGUCCAAGUAUUCUACGUAUCUGUACAUCUAACAUCUACAUAGAUAAAGUUUUAUUAUGGAAAACAUACAUUGGACAAUCAAAAGAGCAGAAAACUGGUCAACAGGAGCCAAAUCAGUAUUCUGGAUUAUAGCUAACCUUUGGAUGAUUAUUUAUUAUAAUGGCGGACAAUGUAAUCUCAUUUAUAAUUUCUAUUUUUGGAUUUGAAGAUUUUUUUCAUAGGAUUUGUUUAAUGUAUUUUCUAUUAUUUAUUAAUAGUUAAAAACUCACUGCUUCAAUAAGCUUGACCUCACAAUCAACAAGGUUGGAUUGUGUUCUCUUUACACCUGAAAACCACAGAUUGGAUUUUCUUUUAUUUGUUAGUUGAUUAUUAAGGACAACAUGUCGGACAAUCAAAAGAACAACAAAUUGGUCAACAGCUGUGAGGAGGACCCAAACAGUAUUCCCACCCAUACCUGACAUUUGGAUACAUAAUAUUUUUCUGCAUUCUUGGUCAUCUACUCUUCAAAACAGAAGAAAACAAACCACCAAUAGACACUGCCUCUUUAAAAUGGAUAUGUACCAUGUAAAAUAUAGUCAUUGACUACAUAUGCCUCAGGACCUGGAAAACCUGCACAUUGAGGCCAAUGAUGGACUUAACCUUCAGCAGUAUUUAGACACGACUCCAGAAUGUGUUGCUUGCAAUGCCAGGGUUUUGGGUUCUAUUUCCUCAGGGGGGCACAGUAAAAAUACUUAUGCUCAUUAUUCUGGGUAAUAGGAUCUGCUAAAUGACUUGAAUUUAAAUGUCUAUGGUGAAUACGUUUGAAUGAAUCCCAGCUUUACUAUUAUUUUAAUCUACACUUUCAUUGUUUUAAACUUCAGUUGUUUUCAUUAUACUGCCUGAAGCAGUGUUAAAAAUCGUUUUUUUUAGGUUUGCUCAGGUUUUGGUUUGACAAAGUUUGCUAAGUAACAAAUCCAGUUUUCUCUUCUGGUGUGUGCAAUUACCUAGCAGUUAGAAACAGAAAACAGAAGUGUUUCGGGUCCCCAGGACAGGUAUUGAAUAUGUCUGUGUAAACCUUGCAUGUUCAAACAAGCGUUUCGGGGUCUACCUCAGAAAUUGACUGAAUCUGUACAUUGACUGAAUCAUUACAAAGGCUAUACAAAAUAUGUAUAUUGUUUUUAUGUAUGCUUUGUAAUAAAUUAAGCUGCAUUUACAGUGUAGGUACUGAGCAUAAGUUAAGGCGGAGUGUGUAUUUGUGUGAUGAGGAGCUUUAGGGACUCUGUAGUCACUAAAGAUCAGUGGCACUUAUUGUUUGUUGUUCAUAUCUUCAUGGCCACCUUUUCGUCCCCAAGCUGAUUGGCUCAUUUGUUCCCUCCCAUCUUCCAUUGUUGAAUGCUUUUGGUUGCUGAGCAAUUUACAUUCUUAUCACAAGGUGUGUCUGACUGUUUGGAAACAGUCUCAGACUGGAAAUAAAAAACAAUAGAGCAAACAUUCCUGUGUCCCUGAUAAGGCAUCACUGGGUGUGUUGAGUCAUAGAAAGGGCCUUGUUCAUUGAUCAGCUUACACCUUUAAGACACCAGUGAUUGGACUGCUGUUUAUUAUUUGAAGACCUUGUUUUUUUUUUUACCAUUGCUGAUUGAAUACAAUGAUCUUAGGAAUGAGUUGAAAAUUCUCAGUCACUCAACAUAUUUUUGUUUCUGUCAUGUUCUUAAAUAAAUGCUGUACUGGUAUUUAUGCCAUUCAUUUUUUUUUUACUGUCAGUGGUGACAUACUUUAAUGAAUAAGGAAUGUAUCUGAUUAAAAGUGUCACUAGUCUGUUAGCUGUAGAAGUCGUUGUAGAAGUGAGGUUGUCCGUGUCCUUCUAUUUAUAACUGAAUUUGAGAUCAGUGUUCCUCAUGAGCCACAGAUUGCUGUCUUGCUAUCAGUUUUCAGGUGGAAAGGCCUGUAUUUAUUAUUUUAUUUUUGGUGAUCAAAUGAAUCGGUUAAACUAAUGCCCACAGUGGUCUUUAGUACUUUUCAAAAUCUACAAGUACUACCAGGGUGAUUUGUCCUCUCUGUAGUGCUUUCAUUUUUCAGAAUUGCAAAUGUGCUCACUACUCUAGGUAAUAGCAUCUGCUAAAUGACUUCAAUGUAAAUGUCUAUGGUGCGUUAGAUUGAAUGAAUCCCAGCUUCACUAAACAGUCAAGCUGCAUCAUGUUAAACAACAAUUGUUGUCACUAUUCAUUUGAUGUUAAAAUUCCAUUUUGACUUUUUGAUAUUAU
Molecule: messenger RNA, 3311 nt
Organism: Esox lucius (northern pike)
Lineage: Eukaryota; Metazoa; Chordata; Actinopteri; Esociformes; Esocidae
Product: CD276 antigen-like
Exons: 4
Coding region: 105-983 (292 amino acids)
Source: RefSeq, a predicted model, not a curated record